This is a messenger RNA of Haliotis rufescens (red abalone), 582 nucleotides long. RefSeq lists its product as uncharacterized. The transcript has a single exon. The record is from RefSeq and is a predicted model, not a curated record. Lineage: Eukaryota; Metazoa; Mollusca; Gastropoda; Lepetellida; Haliotidae. Bases 1 to 582 code for a protein of 193 amino acids.
AUGACCCGGAACCCCGGGACCUUACAGAACCUAUACGACAAGGAACCCCAGGAUCUUACAGAACCUAUACGACCAGGAACCCCAGGAUCUUACAGAACCAACACGACCAGGAACACAGGGAUCUUACAGAACCUAUAUGACCAGGAACCCCAGGAUCUUACAGAACCAACACGACCAGGAACACAGGGAUCUUACAGAACCUAUACGACCAGGAACCCCGGGAUCUUACAGAACCUAUACGACAAGGAACCCCAGGAUCUUACAGAACCAACACGACUAGGAACCCCGGGAUCUUACAGAACCAACACGACUAGGAACCCCGGGAUCUUACAGAACCUAUACGAUAAGGAACCCCAGGAUCUUACAGAACCAACACGACCAGGAACACAGGGAUCUUACAGAACCUAUACGACCAGGAACCCCAGGAUCUUACAGAACCUAUACGAACAGGAACCCCGGGAUCUUACAGAACCUAUACGACAAGGAACCCCAGGAUCUUACAGAACCUAUACGACCAGGAACCCCAGGAUCUUACAGAACCAACACGACCAGGAACACAGGGAUCUUACAGAACCUAUAUGA